AUGUUUUCAGCGCGUCCAUUACACUCGCUGCAAUGGUCGCAGUCUAUCAAGCUUGGCUGUCAAUGGACGGCGAGUAGACGGGUUGCUGCUCGUCCAGUGUCGACUUUUGCUGCGCUGGCCUCGCGACCUCAAUCCGAACACCAAAUCUACCAGUCCCUCUCCGACGACCCUUUCGUCAACCUAUCCAUUGAGAAUUUCCUCUACGAACACUCGCCUUCAGACUCCAAAAUCCUCUUCCUUUACAUAAACCGGCCCUGCGUCGUUAUCGGACGGAACCAGAACCCAUGGCUCGAGACAAACUUGCAUCUAUUAAAGAGCAGCACAGGGAACGGACAAGGAAACAAUGCCGAUAACAAUGCGCUGUUUGUUCGGCGGCGGUCUGGCGGUGGUGCUGUAUUCCACGAUGAAGGGAAUCUGAACUUUAGCGUGAUUUGCCCGAAGCCGAUUUUCCAUCGAGACAAACACGCAGAGAUGGUGGUUAGGGCGUUGAAGGGCGUUGGUGCUUUGAACACAAAAGUUAAUGAGCGACACGAUAUUGUCCUGGGUCAGGAUCCGCAAGAAGAACCGUCUUCAAAGGUGGUUAAGGCUGGACCUACGGAUCAAGAUAUUGAAAGCCCGCCUCUGGAGAACCCCGUCCGGGCCGUCAAAGUCUCGGGCUCGGCAUAUAAACUGUCAAGAUUCCGUGCUUUGCACCAUGGUACCUGUUUGAUUGACUCGCCAAACCUCAAAGAUAUUGGACUCUUUUUGAGAUCACCUGCCCGCCCAUAUAUCAAGGCAAGAGGUGUUGAGAGUGUCAGAUCGCCAGUUGGAAAUAUAUCUUCAGCAUUGGAUGAAUCAGUCCGGCCGUUUCUCAUGCAACAAAUAAUUGAGAAAAUUAUGGAGGAGUUUGCCCUGAUGUAUAACGUGGAUAGCAAUGCUCUACGAAAGGCUCAAAGGGCUCACGUGAACGACCCUGAGGUAUCUUCAGGUAAUAACUGGGUCACUGGCAUAUUGACCGAUGAGGAUGCUAAGAAUGAGCCUGAAGUGUGCAAAGGUGUCCAAGAACUCCACUCUUUGGAGUGGAAGUACAACCAAUGUCCCCAGUUUACCUUUUCUACGUAUCCAACGGAGGAAGAUCCUCGGCCUAGACCAGAGCCAUCAGCUGCCAUCUCUCCCUCGACUCAGGCCUUUUUACGGGUUAAAUCUGGCCAAAUAAUCGAAAGCAACAUUUCUAUAUCAUCAGACCCCGAAAUAGCACAGCAUGAAGCAAAAUGUGUCCAUGAGAUUCUCCACAACAAGCGUCUGCACGAGAUAUCUGACUGGGCAUCAGUGCUUAGCUCUGCUUCCAAGGCUGCAAGCCAAAAUAGCGCAUACCCCGGCGCGUUUGGGUCAGCUUCUCCAAACGGCGAACUCUCAGGCCUUGCCAAGUGGCUUAACAGUAAGCUUGGGCAUUAA
Messenger RNA from Arthroderma uncinatum, 1434 nucleotides. Its product is annotated as lipoyltransferase 1. NCBI's taxonomy places the organism in Eukaryota, Fungi, Ascomycota, Eurotiomycetes, Onygenales, Arthrodermataceae. The record is from RefSeq and is a predicted model, not a curated record. The transcript has 3 exons. Gene Ontology annotation, biological process: protein lipoylation. Gene Ontology annotation, molecular function: lipoyltransferase activity. Gene Ontology annotation, cellular component: mitochondrion; cytoplasm. The coding region runs from base 1 to 1434 and encodes 477 amino acids.